Messenger RNA from Equus quagga, 4905 nucleotides. RefSeq names its product zinc finger protein 687 (gene ZNF687). The record is from RefSeq and is a predicted model, not a curated record. The coding region runs from base 549 to 4256 and encodes 1235 amino acids. The transcript has 10 exons. Lineage: Eukaryota; Metazoa; Chordata; Mammalia; Perissodactyla; Equidae.
GAGCCUCUUCUGCCUUGAGCUCUGCUGCUUGGUUGACUGCCCGCUCCUGGCUAUCGGAUGACCUCUAAGUCACUUGGACGCCAAAGGGGGAGUUGCUUGGGGGAGGCGAGUUUGCAGAUGUUUUCUCAUAGUCCCCACUGAUCUGUGCUCCGCCAGCCCACUUUUCUGAAGGCCUGAGUGGAAGGUAGCUCAGGCCUCUCCAGGUCUGGAGGGAGCCAGGCAGAGGAGGGCCCUAGUGAUCCAUUAGGCAGAGGCAAGGAGUGGAGGGCUUUGUUUAAACCCAGAGCCUGCAGAAUUAAGUAGGGGGGGGAGGAUGAGGGGAGGACUCCCCUUUCUUCCUCUAGUUGGUACCCUCUCCCUCCACCCCCACCUUGGUCCCAGCAAUGCCAGCUGCCACCUGCUGGGACUAUCUCCAGUUACAGGCUAAAGGCUGGAAAGAGAUAGAGAAGCACUUGUAGCGGGAAGCUGGUAGGGAACAGACCUGAGUCCCCUGCAAGCUCUAGGCUGGCCUUCUUGUUAGUUUAGUGCCACGUCUGGGACCUGCCAUCAUGGGGGACAUGAAGACCCCUGAUUUUGACGACCUUCUUGCUGCCUUUGACAUCCCCGACAUUGAUGCGAAUGAAGCCAUCCACUCGGGGCCAGAAGAAAAUGAGGGGCCAGGAGGUUCAGGGAAGCCAGAACCCAGUGUAGGGGGCGAAUCUGGAGAAGCAGCAGUAGCCGCUGCUGGGGAUGGCUCUGAGGUUCCAGCCCAGGCCUCUGACCAUGGCCUGCCACCGCCAGAUAUCUCAGCAGUCAGCGUCAUUGUCAAGAACACUGUGUGUCCUGAGCAGUCUGAGUCCCUGGCUGGGAGUUCAGGAGGGGAAGGGGCCCGGGCUGGGGGGGUGACUAAGGAUGGGCCUCUGGGGCCUCGUCUGUUGCAAAAUGGUUUUGGGGGCCCUGAGCCAUCCCUUCCAGGAACACCCCACUCCCCAGCUCCUCCUAGUGGGGGUACCUGGAAAGAAAAAGCCAUGGAAAGCAAAGCUCCAUUGGACCUCUUUGCUCAUUUUGGGCCUGAGCCAGGGGAACACCCCGAUCCCCUGCCUCCCUCUGCGCCUUCCCCACCUCGGGAAGGGGCCAUGACCCCACCUCCUUUCCCCUCUCCCUUUGAGCUGACCCGGGAGAAUGGCCCAGCCCUGCUGCCGCCUGGUUCACCCCCUCCACUGGGGUCUUUGAAGCCAGGCAGCUGCAGCCCUCUUAAUGCCCAGGGCCUAGCCCGGCUAGGCUCGGGCUGUAGCCCUGAGGCCACAGGCAUGCCUGCCAGCACCUCACCUCCUCGGGUUGCGGAGAUGCCCUUCUUCAAGCAGUCUCCAGCACACCAGAGCCCUCUUGCCUCCCCCAAAGUGCCCACCUGUCAGCCCCUAAAGGAAGAAGAAGAGGACGAGGGGCCAGUGGACAAGUCUUCCCCAGGAAGUCCCCAGAGUCCCUCUAGUGGAGCCGAGGCUGCAGACGAGGACAGCAAUGACUCCCCUGCCUCCUCCAGCUCCUCCAGGCCCCUCAAGGUGCGGAUCAAGACCAUUAAAACGUCCUGCGGGAAUAUCACAAGGACUGUAACCCGGGUGCCCUCAGACCCUGAUCCCCCUGCCCCCUUGGCCGAGGGGGCCUUCCUGGCCGAGGCCAGCCUCCUGAAGCUGUCUCCUGCAACCCCGACCCCUGAGGGUCCAAAGGUGGUGAGCGUCCAACUAGGUGAUGGCACGAGGCUAAAGGGCACUGUGCUGCCUGUGGCCACCAUCCAGAAUGCGAGUACUGCCAUGCUGAUGGCGGCCAGCGUGGCCCGCAAAGCUGUGGUUCUGCCCGGGGGCACUGCCACCAGCCCUAAGACAAUGGCAAAGAAUGUGCUGGGCCUGGUGCCCCAAGCCCUCCCCAAGGCUGAGGGGCGGGCAGGGCUGGGGACAGGGGGGCAGAAGGUGAACGGUGCCUCAGUGGUGAUGGUGCAGCCUUCCAAGCCAGCCACCGGGCCAGGUGCAGGGGGUGGCACCGUGAUCUCCCGGACCCAGUCCAGCCUGGUGGAGGCCUUCAACAAGAUCCUCAAUAGCAAGAACCUGCUGCCUGCCUACCGGCCAAACCUGAGUCCCCCGGCUGAGGCUGGGCUGGCCCUGCCUCCAACAGGCUACCGCUGCCUCGAGUGUGGGGAUGCCUUCUCUUUGGAGAAGAGCCUGGCACGGCACUAUGACCGCCGGAGCAUGCGCAUCGAGGUCACCUGCAACCACUGCGCCCGCCGCCUGGUCUUCUUCAACAAGUGCAGCCUGCUGCUGCACGCCCGCGAGCACAAGGACAAGGGGCUCGUCAUGCAGUGCUCGCACCUGGUCAUGAGGCCUGUAGCCCUGGAUCAGAUGGUGGGGCAGCCGGACAUCACGCCCCUGCUGGCUGUCUCACCUGCCCUCGGACCUCCAAUCUUGCCUGCCUUGGGCAAGGGUGACGGGGCCAUCACCUCCGCCAUUACUACAGUUGCUGCUGAGGCCCCUGUGCUGCCACUAUCAACCGAGCCGCCUGCUGCCCCUGCCACCUCCGCUUACACGUGCUUUCGCUGCCUGGAGUGCAAGGAGCAGUGCCGGGACAAGGCUGGCAUGGCUGCCCACUUCCAGCAGCUUGGGCCCCCUGCCCCUGGGGCCACUAGCAAUGUGUGCCCUACCUGCCCCAUGAUGCUCCCCAAUCGCUGCAGCUUCAGUGCCCACCAGCGCAUGCAUAAGAACCGACCUCCCCACGUCUGCCCUGAGUGCGGGGGCAACUUCCUGCAAGCCAAUUUUCAGACCCAUCUCCGGGAGGCUUGUCUGCAUUUCUCUCGCCGUGUAGGAUACAGGUGCCCCAGCUGUGCAGUGGUGUUUGGGGGUGUGAACUCCAUCAAGUCCCACAUCCAGACGUCACACUGUGAGGUUUUCCACAAGUGCCCCAUCUGCCCCAUGGCCUUCAAGUCUGCGCCCAGCGCCCACGCCCACCUCUACACCCAGCAUCCCAGCUUCCACGCGCAGCAGGCCAAGAUGAUCUACAAGUGCGCCAUGUGUGACACGGUCUUCACUCACAAGCCCCUCCUCACCUCACACUUUGACCAGCACUUGCUGCCCCAGCGUGUCAGCGUCUUUAAGUGCCCAUCUUGUCCUCUGCUUUUUGCCCAAAAAAGGACCAUGCUAGAACAUCUCAAGAACACCCAUCAGUCUGGGCGCUUGGGGGAGGAGACUGCUGGGAAAGGGGCCGGGGGUGCCCUUCUGACCCCCAAGACUGAGCCCGAGGAGCUGGCUGUGUCUCGGGGAGGAGCAGCUCCCCCUACUGAAGAAUCUUCUUCAACCUCAGAAGAGGAAGAACUACCCAGCUCCCCUGAGCCCCCUCGCCCAACCAAACGGCCUCGGCGGGAACUAGGGAGCAAAGGCAUCAAGGGCGGGGGUGGGGGCCCUGGAGGCUGGACCUGUGGCCUUUGUCAUUCCUGGUUCCCUGAGCGUGAUGAGUAUGUGGCUCACAUGAAGAAGGAGCAUGGCAAGUCAGUGAAAAAGUUUCCCUGUCGCCUGUGUGAGCGUUCCUUCUGCUCCGCCCCCAGCCUGAGGCGCCACGUCAGGGUCAAUCACGAGGGUAUCAAGCGAGUUUACCCAUGCAGGUAUUGCACAGAGGGAAAACGCACCUUCAGCAGCCGCCUGAUCCUGGAGAAACACGUCCAGGUUCGGCACGGCUUGCCGCUCGGGGCCCAGUCCCCUGGCCGGGGGAAUGCCCUGGCUCGGGGCCCCGGUGCCAGAGCCCAGGGGCCAGGACGGAAACGCCGCCAGUCCUCUGACUCUUGCAGUGAGGAGCCUGACAGUACAACACCUCCAGCCAAGUCCCCCAGGGGCGGACCUGGGUCGGGAGUUCCCCUGCGCUACCGGAGCAGUGGCUCAGCGGAGCAGAGCCUCGUGGUGGGGCUGAGGGUGGAUGGCGGUGCCCAGCAGUGCCUCGACUGUGGCUUGUGCUUUGCCUCCCCUGGCUCCCUGAGCCGGCAUCGUUUCAUCAGCCACAAGAAGAAACGGGGUGUGGGUAAUGCCAGUACCCUACGCCUGGGGGAUGGGGAGGAAGAGCCCCCGCCUCCCUCAAGGUCUGAUCCAGAGGGUGGAGAUUCACCCCUGCCUGCUUCUGGAGGCCCACUGACCUGUAAGGUCUGCGGCAAGAGCUGUGACAGCCCUCUCAACCUCAAGACCCAUUUCCGCACACAUGGCAUGGCGUUCAUCAGGGCUCGGCAGGGGGGCAGUGGAGACAACUAGGCCCCAGGCCUGGACUGACCUGACCCCUCCCUCUUCCCCAGAAGCCUGGGUCACUGCUGCUGCCUGGUCCCUGGACUGGGGAGUUUCAUUGUAAUUCACAUUUUGUUCAACUCCUCUCCUCCUAACCCCUGAAGACGAAAAGCUUUUGAGGAUUAUAGUUAUUUGCAGUCCCCCCUUUGGGUUUGCUCCUUGGGUCCUAGUAGAGUGGGCCCUCCAUUCCUCCUUUCUGAGCCCAACACUAAUUCUUCUCCUGCUGCAGACCCUCGUGUGGGACUAGGGGUGGGAGGAUGGGACUUUCUUAGGCCUGCUAGACAGGCCCAGGAGGGCCCCCUGCUGGGGCAGUGAGGGACACUCUCCUCAACCCCUGCAGGCACAGACUGUGAGCCUGGCCCUGCCCUCGCACCCCCCCACACCCCACCCUGGCACUCAAGCCCCCAACCCCUGCAGUGCCUUUCACUUGUCUUUUUUUUCCCCCAGGAAUCCGUGGGGGGGUUGCUGGGGACGAGUCCUGUCAAGGGGGGCCCGAGGAGAGGAGGAGACAGGCUCUCAGGAAUCCUUUAUUCUUGUAGUAAUAAUACUACUAACAACAGUGGGGGAAACGGGAGGGAAAAAAACCAGACCAUUAAAACUGCUCGUGGUUUAAUCCCCA